Messenger RNA from Engraulis encrasicolus (European anchovy), 1421 nucleotides. Its product is annotated as free fatty acid receptor 3-like. The coding region runs from base 168 to 1421 and encodes 417 amino acids. The transcript has 2 exons. Gene Ontology annotation, cellular component: plasma membrane. Lineage: Eukaryota; Metazoa; Chordata; Actinopteri; Clupeiformes; Engraulidae. Gene Ontology annotation, molecular function: G protein-coupled receptor activity. Gene Ontology annotation, biological process: cellular response to fatty acid; G protein-coupled receptor signaling pathway. The record is from RefSeq and is a predicted model, not a curated record.
UACCGAAUCCCCUCCUAACCAAUCAGCCAGCGUAUCUAAUAGGCCUACAUAGCACCUGCCCAACCAAUCAGCACUGUCCGAGAGUUGCGGGCCCCUGAGCAGAGCAGAGCAGAGUUGUGGUGAGCUGAGCUGAGUUGAUCGCCAUCGCCAUCGCCAUCGGCAUCACCAUGCAGGAGUGCCAGACACAGCUGUGCCUCUCUGUCUACAUCAUCACCUUCCUCACGGGGUUCCCCACCAACAUACUGGCCUUCUACACCUUCAUCUGCAAGGUGCGCCGCAAGCCCACGCCCAUCGACAUCCUCCUCCUCAACCUCACCGUCUCGGACCUGCUCUUCCUGGUCUUCCUGCCCUUCAAGAUGCAGGAAGUGGCCAACCACAUGACAUGGAACAUGCCUUACUUCCUGUGCCCCCUCUCCGGCUUCGUCUUCUACAUGACCAUCUACAACAGCACGCUCUUCCUCACCGCCGUCAGCGUGGAGCGCUACCUGGGCGUGGCCUUCCCCAUCCGUCACUCGCUGGGCCGCCGCCCCCUCUACGCCGUGCUGGCCAGCAUCUUCAUCUGGGUGAUCUGCACCAUGCACCUCAGCAUCGUCUUCAUCAUGCCCUACUACAACCCCGUCGGGGACAAGCACGUGAUGAUGAACGAGGAAUGGGGUGGCGGCAACAGCAGCAGCAGCAGCAGCGGAAGCACCAGCGUGGAGCAGACACACGUCGCCGACAACCUCCAUCCGUUCACCGGCGGUCCCCAUCCGCACCGCUCGAACGUCUGUUACGAGAACUUCACCGAGGCGCAGCUGGCCAUCCUGCUGCCGUACCGGCUGGAGCUCUGCAUAGUGCUCUUCUGCGUGCCGCUCGUCGUCUGCUCCUUCUGCUACGUCAACUUCAUCCGCAUCCUGCUGCGGCUGCCCAACAUCAGCCGGCGGCGGCGCCUGCGGGCCAUCGGGCUGGCGCUGGGCACGCUGGUGGUGUUCGCCCUCUGCUUCGGGCCCUACAACGUGUCGCACGUGGUGGGCGUGGUGACCAAGAGGAGCCCGCGCUGGCGCGACCUGGCGCUGCUCCUCAGCACCUUCAACGCCUGCCUGGACCCCUUCAUCUUCUACGUGUCGUCGCCGGAGGUGCGCAGCACGCUGGGCAAGAUGCUGGAGGGCAUCUGGAGUCGGGUGCUGAUGCUGCGCUUCUGGGGCGGCGCAUCCGCAUCUGCGUCCGCCUCUGCAUCCGCCUCUCCGCAGACGCACACGCAUGUGGACACGCACACCUGCAUGCAGCGCUUCUGGGGCGGCGGCGCAUCCUCAUCCGCCUCCCCGCAGUCGCAUGUGGACAUGCACUACUGCUGUUGCUGCUGCAGCCUUUGGAGGAUGGAAGAUGGACACGACAAGAAAGCAGCUCUACCCAAGCAACCAGACCAGGUCAACGCUCUAUGA